GUUCCACAUAAAGUAUACCACAUACUAUCCGUCUUAUACAAACUUAUCUUCUGUUCUUUACAGUCUCAUCAUCUUCAUACCUUCUUAAUUUCUCUAUCCAUCUGAAAGACAAAAACACUCAUUCCCUUUUCUCUGAUAACUCAUUUUGAUAUUUUCAUCAUAUUUUCUACACUGUUUCUUGAUAUAUACAAGCUUCUACUAACCCUUUUUAUAAAUAUCAUAUGUUUUUUCAUAAUGGCUUUGGAAGAGAUCCUUGUUAACGGUGCGAAUGAAAUCCUGAAUAAAUUGCUCCCUGUUAUUGGUCAACAAAUUGGCCAUGCGUGGGGUGUUAAAGACGACUUAAGGAAGCUUGGGAAAACCUUGGAGUUGAUUCAAGCUUUAAUUUCCGAUGCUGAGGAGAAACAAAUAACUGAUGCUACUGUCCGUCUUUGGUUGAAAAGGCUCAAAGACGUUGUUUAUGAUGCAGAUGAUGUUAUGGAUGAAUUCUGUUAUGAAACCAUGCGUCGUUUUGAAAGAGGAAGUAAGCUCAAGCACAAAGUACGCGACUUUAUGAGUAAAUCCUCCAAUCCACUUGUGUUUCUCUUUAAGAUGGCUGGUAAAAUCCGAGCCAUAAAUAAAAGUUUAGAUGAAAUUAACAAUUAUCGAGUCAGAUAUACGUUGAAUGCCACCGCUGGUACCUCUGAAGCCGAUCAAAUCAGAAUGCAACGUGACCGGUUAACUGCAUCAGUUGUAGAUGAUUCUGUACUACUAGGAAGGGAGGAUGCAACAUCAGAGAUCGUCAAGAUGCUGACGAGCAGAUCGCUGCUUCCAUUAUCAUCAUCAUCAACAUCAGCACACUGUUCUUCUCUUAAAGAGCAGCUUUCUGUCGUGUCCAUUGUGGGGAUGGGGGGUCUGGGUAAGACUUCAUUAGCGCAGUUGGUAUACAAAGACGAGUCAAUUAAAACACACUUUGACAAAAAAGUGUGGCUCUGCGUAUCUAACCAGUUUGAUGUCUACAGAAUCUUAAAAGAAAUAUUAGAGUCACUUACCGAUGGCUCAUGUAGGGCUCCAUCGAAUGUGGAUGUGCUGGCGAGACAAGUUAAGGAAAAUCUAGCUGGUAAGAAAUACCUAUUAGUACUGGAUGAUCUAUGGAACCAGGACUCCGAAGAUUGGGAAAAACUACAUGGAGUCCUUGUCAAUGGUGUCGAAGGCAGCAAGAUAUUAGUCACCACACGAAGCCAACAGGUUGCAUUUGUUGUUGGAGGUAAGGUCCACAAUUUACAAAAAUUAACAGAUGGUGAUUGUUGGUCUAUUAUGCAGAAAAGAAUUUCACUUCCAAUUCCUCCAAAUAUGAUAAAUAUUGGGCGGGACAUAGCGAAGAAAUGCGAUGGCUUACCACUUGCGGCGAACUUUCUUGGAAGUUUAUUACACUCGAAAAGAGAAGAAAGGGAUUGGGUUUCAAUCAAUGACGACAAGGAUUUGUGGCUUCAACCAGAAACCACAAGACUCAUCUCAAUCUUAAAACUGAGCUAUGAUAAUUUAGUUUCUCCUUUGAAACAGUGUUUCUCAUACUGCUGUUUAUUUCCCAAAGACUGGCAAAUCGAAAGAGAGACAUUGAUUCGUAUGUGGGUGGCAGAAGGAUUCAUUCAGUCCAAUGGGGUAAACAAUAUAUCCUUUGAAGAUAUAGGAAAUGAUUAUUUUGAGCUUUUGUUGUCGAAAUCGUUUUUUCAAGAUAGAGUGAAGGAUGAACUAGGUGUUAUUCUGAGUUGUAAGCUGCAUGAUAUUGUCCAUGAUCUUGCAACAAGUGUUAUUGAUCGUGAGGAAUAUGGAAUUCUGCAAUUACAAGACGGGACUGGAGAUGCUUCAAAAAUUCGUCGUUUGAAACUGGUAUUUGGUGAAGGGUCAUCAUUUACAAUUACUGAACGGUUGUCCAAGGCGAAGAAAUUGAGAACAGUUGUAGCUCUUGCUCCAAGAAAUUGUUCACAAAUUAAUAGUUUCUUAUCUAAGAAGCGUUUGCGCAUAUUAUGUCCACUUGGUGAUGAUUGGGGUUCACAGAUAUGCACUUCGAUUCCUAUUCUUAAGCAUCUUAGGUACCUAGACAUGUCAGGCUGUAAAAUUGAUCCAUCGCAUGAUGUGUCUCUGAAUCCUUCUUAUAAUUUGCUGACAUUGGUACUUCGUGGGUGCGAAAAUACUUCCGUGCUUCUUCAUAAUAUUAAGUCUUUGAAAUGUUUGAGGCAUCUCGAUCUCAGUCACUCAGAUAUUAAUCUUCUACCAGAUUCCAUCGUUGGCCUCACUAACUUGCAAACGUUGAAUCUUCGCCGUUGUUCUAAGUUUAAAGAGUUACCUGAAAAGAUUGGGUUGUUAAUACAUCUAAGUUUCCUUGAUCUUUCAUUUACAGUAAUUAAAAAAUUACCUGAUUCCAUUACUUGCCUCGGAAAAUUAAGGAUUCUGGAGUUUUAUUGUGGUUAUUAUCUGGAGGCACUACCAUCAGAUUUUGGAGUAUUGACACAAUUACGGCGCCUUGAUCUGGAAUCUGCAAAUAUCAAAGAGUUGCCGGAAUCAUGCACAAGAACCCGCUGCAAUUUGGAGAUAGUGAAGCUUGGAGGUAAUUGCAAACUUCCGAGAGACGUACAUCAUUGGGAAAACUUAAGACAUUUUACACAUCGCAGAAUGCAUGAUUUAAUGCCUAGAGGUAUAGAAAAGUUAAUUUACCUCGAAACAUUGGAGUCAUACAUGGUGAGGAAUGAAGAAGCAUCUCAGGCAUGCAGCGGAAGUAUCAGUCAUCAUCACAGUGGGAUAGAAGAGUUAGCAUCUCUCAACUCCCUUCAGGAGUUGCAUAUACAAAGGUUAGAGAAUGUGAGAGGAGGAAUAGAAGAUGCAGAGAGAGCAAAACUAAAGGAUAAGACAAAUUUGAGAGAGUUAUAUCUAAGUUGGAGAUUAUCCAAUGAUGAUGAUGAUGAGGAUACUGAAGAAGGUGAUGAUGUUGAAGAUGAUGAUAUGGUAAUAGAGGGUCUUCAACCUCACUCAAAUUUGAAAUGUCUGCAAAUAGAUGGAUACUCUGGUUUCAAGCUUCCGAAAUGGAUGGGUUCAACUUCUAUAUGCCUGGUCCCAAACUUGGUUUCAGUAGUUUUAAAGAAUUGUAACAGAUGUGAGAAGCUUCCGCCUCUAGGUAUGCUCCCAUGUCUUAGGCAUCUUGAUAUUGAUAGAAUGAAGUCAGUCAAGUGUUUGGGUAGAGAAUUUUAUUAUCAGCAGCAACAAGAAGAAGAACAAAGUAGCAGCAGCCAUGAUUCUACAAGUACAACAUCAUCAUUAUUCCCUUCGUUGGUUCGUUUGAGAAUCAUGGAUAUGAAAAAUCUAGAAGAGUGGGUUUCUCCUCCUUCAUCUUCGUUCCCUCUCCUUGAGGACCUAUAUAUGAAAGAUAGCCCAAAAUUGAGAAGCGCACCAAACUCGUUUCCUUCUCUCAAGGUAUUGGGUUUAUACAACACCAACGGCAAUGCAGUAAACUCGAUCUUAUCCGCCAGCAGAGUAGCAAGUCUGGCCUCUCUGACAUACAUUGAUAUAUAUGAAUCUCCAGAGCUGAUAUUUUUCCCACUCGGCGCGCUAUUCCAAAGAAAUACUCCGAAUCUUCAGUCUCUACUAAUAAGAGAUUGCUCUGAGUUACAAGGUUUUCGUGAUGAGGAUGAUGAUGGUCUAAACAACAACGGCAACAUUUCUCUCCACAAGUUGGAAAUUGUGAAGUGCCCGGCUUUAACAUCUGUACCGGAUUUACGAUUAUGGACUUCUCUCCGGGAAUUGGAGAUAAACAUGUGCGACAAAUUGAAGGAGUCUAUACCGUACGAUCUCAAGACAUCACUUCCCUUUCUUAAAUCACUCAAGGUUGAUUUUAUUCAGAGAGAGGACAAACGGCUAGGAGACCCGCGUAAUGUCGGCUUAAUCAAUUUGAUGGAGAAGUGAUGUACGUAGAUAUGUUUGCUGCAACUCAUCCAUCUCUUCCUGUUACUACCAACGGGUCUUAUUAGAAUUCAUCAUGAUAAAAUUGUGAUAGAUUUAGAUUACAUUGCUCUGUUUAAGUGCAUCAUUCUGUUAAGCUGUCACUAUUUCUUGCCUGAGAAUCUUCCUACGCUAGGGAUCUCUCUUUCUUUGCUUAGUUGUUCCUUCGCUAGAUGAUUAGACGAGUUGCCUUCUUCGUUUGAUGUCUUCA
Molecule: messenger RNA, 4180 nt
Organism: Papaver somniferum (opium poppy)
Lineage: Eukaryota; Viridiplantae; Streptophyta; Magnoliopsida; Ranunculales; Papaveraceae
Product: putative disease resistance protein RGA3
Exons: 1
Coding region: 235-3933 (1232 amino acids)
Biological process (GO): defense response to other organism
Molecular function (GO): ADP binding
Source: RefSeq, a predicted model, not a curated record